UCCCGCGGUCCGCAAUGAAUGUGACGAAUAGCUUUAAUGUGACGACGGAGGUAAAACAUUUCACAAAAUGUGACGUUAGCCGACACUAAAACAAACUACAACCAAAUCAGAGCGAUGGAGGUGACUCGUUUGGACUUCUACAUUGGCCUCUCUCUAGCUGUGAGCUCCAGUGUUUUUAUCGGCUCAAGUUUCAUCUUGAAGAAGAAAGGCCUGCUCCGAUUGGCCAGCAAGGGGUCUAUGCGAGCAGGUCAAGGGGGCCAUGCUUACCUGAAAGAAUGGCUAUGGUGGGCAGGAUUAAUUUCAAUGGGAGCUGGAGAGGCUGCCAACUUUGCUGCAUAUGCAUUUGCACCAGCCACACUUGUGACUCCACUAGGAGCAUUGAGUGUACUUGUCAGUGCCGUGCUGUCCUCUUACUUUCUGAAUGAGAGGUUGAAUGUGCAUGGGAAGAUUGGUUGUUUGCUUUGCGUCUUGGGCUCCACAGUCAUGGUUAUCCAUGCACCGCAGGAAGAAGAGGUGGCUUCCCUCAGUGCCAUGUCUGAGAAGCUCCUGGAUCCAGGUUUCAUUGUGUUUGCUGUGUGCGUUGUGGGAAGCAGUCUGAUUCUUAUCUGUGCUGUGGCUCCGCGUUUUGGACAGAAGAAUGUGCUGGUCUACAUCCUGAUCUGCUCUGUGAUUGGCUCGCUCUCUGUGUCUUGUGUCAAGGGCCUGGGCAUUGGCAUUAAGGAGCUGUUUGCCGGGACAGCGGUGCUGAAGGAACCUUUGUUCUGGGCCUUAAUCAUCUGCCUGGUAAUCUGUGUCAGCCUUCAAAUCAACUACCUGAACAAAGCCCUUGACAUUUUUAACACAUCACUAGUGACUCCCAUUUAUUACGUCUUCUUCACCACAUCUGUCAUGGCCUGCUCGGCCAUCCUCUUCAAGGAAUGGUUAAGAAUGAACGUAGAUGGAAUAGUGGGAACAAUCAGUGGGUUCUUGACCAUCAUUUUGGGAAUUUUUCUCCUCCAUGCCUUUAAAGACAUUACAUUUACCUGGGAUUCCCUCCCACUUUAUCUGAGGAAAGGUCCUCAGGGCUUUCCAUGGGGCCAACAGCCAUACUUGGCUCUUCCCAGCUAUGACUUGCAAGCACAAGACGAGAUGAAUCUUCCCAGAGAAGGAGCCACAAAUGGAGGGUGGGGUAUACACCAGAGAGCACCUUAAAAGAGGGCCAGUAUUGUUAUUACCACUAAAAAGUCAUUCUAAAACUUUAAUGCAUAUCACAGCUUUACAAUCUAUCUUACAAAAAAGCGAGGAGGAUGGGAGAGGAGGCUUUAAAAUGAGAGUAAUGCUAUCAGUACACUGGAUUUUAUUUAAAAUUAGUUGUCCACAUCAUACUGGUGUGUACAUUUUCUUUU
Pelmatolapia mariae (spotted tilapia) is the source of this 1385-nucleotide messenger RNA. RefSeq lists its product as uncharacterized. Gene Ontology annotation, biological process: magnesium ion transport. The record is from RefSeq and is a predicted model, not a curated record. Lineage: Eukaryota; Metazoa; Chordata; Actinopteri; Cichliformes; Cichlidae. The transcript is spliced from 6 exons. Gene Ontology annotation, molecular function: magnesium ion transmembrane transporter activity. Bases 115 to 1191 code for a protein of 358 amino acids. Gene Ontology annotation, cellular component: membrane.